Messenger RNA from Physcomitrium patens, 2419 nucleotides. Lineage: Eukaryota; Viridiplantae; Streptophyta; Bryopsida; Funariales; Funariaceae. The record is from RefSeq and is a predicted model, not a curated record.
UGCGAUUUUUCCGUUCUGGCUGAAUUCCUGUGUCAUAGUUGCAAGUUCUUGGCUACACCGGAUUGUCUCUCCUGACAUUGUCGGCAGAAUUUUUUGUGUUUCAUUGUUAGAAGCUCAACUAGUUUGUAAUGGUUGGUUUAUCGAUUGGUGAUUCAUGUGGGAGUAUUGCCUGCCGCAAAGAUCUGCGAGCGCAGCAAUAUUGUCGGAGAUCGAAAUCUGGGAGAAAAGUUGUAGAGGUUUUUAGUAGAUUGGAUUCCAGCUGGGUUUUGACUAAAUUCGCAGAAGCAACAUGAGGGGUGAAGUAUAACCUAUUGGAUGUCGAGAGUUGGGUCUUGUGCGAAAUCUGGGUCUUUCCAGAUGCUGCUUCUUGCCGCGCUCUAAGUAAGGAAUGGGUGAGGCAAGGGGCGUGACGAUGGAGGGGAUCAAAGAGGAAGCUCGGGUGGCAGAGGGAUGCCGUCAGUUUGAGGAUCCGCGACACGAUUGCAAGAAUUGUCCGCAGCGUGUUAGAUGGAAGAAAGUGGUGUACGGUGGCAUGCAAUGCGGUUACGCGGACAACUACAAGGAUUCGUCAUUUCUGGAAGCUAUGGUUAUGAAUGCUAAUGUCGUCAAGCGCGACACUGCUACAGUGAUGGUCGAUUCUGUGGGCAUCGCUUCCCAUGUAAGUGUGGUUGCGCUUGUGGCGACUGUGUGGACGCAUGCCCUGAAUGGUGCGCUACCCGCAUCCGUGCUCCUUCUGCUGGACGCCCUUGUGCUACUAAUGGGUUUCCUGGCGUUGUUGCUGACCAUUAAAUGCGUGUUUUCACUUCCCUUCGUGGUGCAAAUUGCAAGGAACUUCACCCUGUUUGUUAGCGCCAUCUACGUCUUGGCGCCAGUUUUCCAAACCUUAACCCGAUCAAUCAGUUCCGACUCCAUCUGGGCGUUGACAGUGAGCUUGCUCGUCGUUCACCUCUUCUGUCACGACUACACAUCCUCGACAUCACCCUCCACUGUUGCGGCCUCUCUCUCCAAGGACGCGCCGAGCAAGAAGACUUCCAAGGCGCAGGAAACCACACUCUUGGCGAAUGUGUCCAUGAACGCAUCCAUUGUGGCUUCGGUGCUGAUAGCGUCUCGCCUGCCGACUCAUCUGUAUGUGUUUGCGCUCAUGCUCUUCUCUCUUGAGUUCUUUCUCCUAUUCCCUUUGGUCACCCACUGCAUCAGGCAGCGCUCUGUAAAUCUCCAUUUAGGGUUUUCUUGCACUUUAAUCUUCUUCACACUGGGCCUUAUAUUCCCCCUCAGCCGUCUCGCUUUUGUCUUAUUUAUUACCGUCAUAGUGUUCAUCACAUUAGUCUGUCCGUACUGGUUAAUACGAAUACAAGAAUACAAGUUUGAGAUCAAUGGGCCCUGGGACGAGGCCAAACUUUGCUUUGAUCUGGAUUGACAUACUUCCAUGUUCUCUUCAUGGCUAUGUGAUUGCUCAUACACUUGGUACGCUUUUCACUCAUAUAUUUCUUACGAAUUCUUACACCCAAGCAUUCCGAGCUUCGUAAGUGUAAUUUCGGAUGCAUUUUAUUCAAUGCAAAGCCACUUUGCAACUGUGUUUUUCAUGCCGUUGCAGCUUACAAGCCAUUGCACCAGUACUUUUUCUAUUCUGUUCAAUCCCAUCAGGAUUUGAGUUUUAUUUGAGUGAAGAACCAAAGAUUCACACUGUUGGGCUGCAUUUCCAAAUUCCAAGCUAGUAUGCCCCUUGCAAACCAGUACAGAACUCCCAAGCAAGCAAGCUUGAAAGAGUGGUAGAUAAUCUGGAUGCAAGGGUUUUACAACGACAUUCACAUGGUUACAGACACACACACAUGAGGGAGACAUCGUUAUCACAAGCGCCCUUUGCACCACUGAACAACUACAGUUCUGGUUGAAGAAAUCGGUUCACAUGAAGUGCAUUUGUACCCUCUUCUGCUGUGAUUUUUCCUGUCCACAUUAGCUUCUUUUUUUUCAGUAUUUUCGUAGCUUCCAAUAUUGAUCCCAAAACAGAAAGUGGAAUGAGACCUCUCUCUCUCGCUCUCUCUCUCGCAGAUUGAUCUACUUGCCCGAAGGCUGAGCUGGACGACGACCCCUCCACAUCGGAUAUAUUUAGUGGCCGGCUGGAUGACCUGGAAGAAUACCGACUGCCAUCUCGGAUUGGAACGACGACGUGGCGAGGGAAUAGGCAGCAGGCACAGUAAAGGGGGGAUGUGGGUUACUAAUUUCAUUUGAUAUAACAGUAGUUCCAUAAACUUCUGUUGAAUUUUCUAUACAUACAUUGGGUAGAGUUAAUUGGGUGGAUUUAAUUGGGUAGAGUUGAACUAGCUAAAUAAACAAGUUGUAUAUAAAAUUGCUUGGUUUAUGAAUAUUGACUCAAGUUAGUCAAUAUAAAACUGGUUGUUUUCAACCUGAAGAAUCAUAA